AUGGCAAUUACAAUCAGUGAAAUAUUACUAGGAUCUAUUAUCCUUUUAUCAAUAUAUUCUUAUUUACAAAUCGUUUAUGAAAGUAUUCGUAAAGCUAAAAAUAAUGGUAGUAUGAAUGAAGAUGAUUUAUACAUUGCUGAAUUAAAACAAGCUCCAGGACCAUUACCAUGGCCGAUUUUAGGUAAUUUAGCAUUAUUGGGAAAAUAUAAAGUACCAUUUGAAGGAUUUACUGAAUUGGCAAAAAAAUUUGGUGAUGUUUAUACAUUAACGUUGGGUACAACACGUUGUCUAGUUGUAAAUAGUUUAGAAUCUAUACGUGAAGUAUUGAAUCAAAAUGGAAAAUUCUUUGGUGGACGUCCCGAUUUUAUACGUUAUCACAAAUUAUUUGGUGGAGAUCGAAAUAAUUCUUUAGCCUUAUGUGAUUGGUCACAAUUGCAACAAAAACGUCGAAAUUUAGCGCGUAAACAUUGUUCUCCGCGCAAUACGUCAUCAUAUUUUAAUAAAAUGAAUGAUGUUGGCUGUUUUGAAAUGCAAGAAUUUAUGGAAAAAUUAUCAAAUCAAAUUGAACCUGGUAAAGAAUUUCAUUUAAAACCACUAAUAAUGCAAACAUGUGCAAAUAUGUUUACACAAUAUAUGUGCUCGACUCGUUUUAACUAUGAAGAUAAAGAAUUUCAAACAAUUGUAAGAUACUUUGAUGAAAUAUUUUGGGAAAUAAAUCAAGGUUAUGCAAUAGAUUUUUUACCAUGGUUAUUACCAUUCUAUUCAAAUCAUAUGAACAAAAUGAUUAAUUGGUCAACAACAAUUCGUCAAUUCAUUUUAAAACGCAUUAUAAAUGAACGUGAAAAAUAUAUAAAUAGUGAUGAGCCUGAAAGAGAUUUUACUGAUGCUUUAUUAAAAAGUUUAUCUGAAGAUAAUAAUGAUGUUUCACGUGAUACAAUUAUAUUUAUGUUAGAGGAUUUUAUUGGUGGUCAUUCGGCAAUUGGAAAUUUAGUAAUGAUGGCAUUAGCAAGUAUUGCAAAAAAUCCAAAUAUUGCUAAAAAUAUUCAAAAUGAAAUUGAUGAAGUAACAAAAGGACAACGUUGUGUUACAUUAUUAGAUGCUGAAAAUAUGCCUUAUACAGUUGCAACUGUAUAUGAAGUACUACGUGAUUCAUCUUCACCAAUUGUACCACAUGUAGCUACAGAAGAUGUUGCAAUUAAUGGUUAUGGUGUAACAAAAGGCACAUUGGUAUUUAUUAAUAAUUUUAUUUUGAAUAAAAGUGAACAAUAUUGGGAUAAACCAAAUGAAUUUAAUCCUGAACGAUUUAUUGAAAAAGUUUAUGUGAAAAAAUCAUCCAUUUCAACAAAAAUAACAGAAACGAAUUUUAUAUCAUCAGCUUCAUCAUCAACGGCAUCAUUAUGUUCUUUAGAUUCAGAAUCAGACAUUGAUUCUGGAAUGGAAGAAACAGUUGAAAUAAAACGUUUAAAAAAAAAUAUACCACAUUUUUUACCAUUUAGUAUUGGAAAACGUACAUGUAUUGGACAAAAUUUGGUUAAAGGAUUUGGAUUUAUAAUGCUUGCAAAUAUUAUGCAAUCUUAUAAUAUUUCAAGUAAUAAUUUUCAUCAAAUACAAACAUUUCCAGCUUGCGUUGCACUUCCGCCAGAUACAUUUUCACUAAACCUGACACCAAGAAAUUUUUAA
Messenger RNA from Condylostylus longicornis, 1680 nucleotides. Its product is annotated as cytochrome P450 307a1-like. Gene Ontology annotation, molecular function: monooxygenase activity; iron ion binding; heme binding. The record is from RefSeq and is a predicted model, not a curated record. The coding region runs from base 1 to 1680 and encodes 559 amino acids. NCBI's taxonomy places the organism in Eukaryota, Metazoa, Arthropoda, Insecta, Diptera, Dolichopodidae. The transcript is spliced from 4 exons.